AUGGUGUUUUUCAGUUGUGACAGGUGUAGUGAAGCGCUGAAAAAAAAUCAAGUUGACAAACAUGGAUACAGAUGCAGAGAUACAACUUAUUCAUGUUUGGAUUGUGGCCAAGCUUUUUCUAUAGGAACCUAUAAGAACCACAUCAAAUGUGUAACAGAGGAUAAGAAGUAUGGUGGGAAGAAUUAUGUUGAAAAAGAAAACAAAGGUGAAGCAAAGCAGAAUCGGUGGAUUGAACAAGUAGAACGAGCAAUAAAAAAUGUCACUGAUAAGGGAUUGAAAGAUCUUCUCCAGCAAAUUCGUGGUUUUAACAAUGUACCAAGGAAGGAACUGAAGUUCAUCAAUUUUUUGCAGAAUUCCUUUAAAAUCCACAAUCGAGAUCUGUGUGUUAAGGCAUGGAACUGUAUAAGUGAACAAGCCGAAAAAAUACAAGCAACUGAAGAAGUGGAAUCGAAAAAAAAUGAUGGAAGUUACAAUAGAUUGGGCAAUGAUAAAAGACUUAAUUGUAAGCAGGGAGCUUCGGAAAGCGAUGGUGAGAAAGUAAAAGAAAUCAAGACUGGGGAAAACGAAUCAAAGAAAAAUGGUAUAUAUGAAGAUGAUAAUAAUGGUGCCGGACAGGGAAUAUUUACAACAGAUGAUGUGAAAAGAUUCAAAUGGAAACGUGCAAUUAAGCGAACUUUAAAAGAAGCAGAAAAUGGACAAAUGAAGGUGAAGCGGUUGAGGACCAAAGUUAUUCAAAGUUAUUUAGCAAGUGGUCAGUCUAAUGGAAGUGAUGAAAAUCCCGAAACCAUUUUUAAUGCUAAAUUGUGUUCUUUAGGUUUACGUAUUGAUAAUAAAAUAGUGCGGUUAAAUUAG
Molecule: messenger RNA, 852 nt
Organism: Loa loa (African eye worm)
Lineage: Eukaryota; Metazoa; Nematoda; Chromadorea; Rhabditida; Onchocercidae
Exons: 5
Coding region: 1-852 (283 amino acids)
Biological process (GO): negative regulation of transcription by RNA polymerase II; rRNA processing
Cellular component (GO): nucleolus
Molecular function (GO): DNA binding
Source: RefSeq, a predicted model, not a curated record